AUGGUCGCCGGAGAGCACGACUCGACCGUCAAAGGCCUCGCCGACUCGGGCGAACGCUUCGACGGCUCUCCGCUCCGCAUCCUCAUCGUGCACGCGCGAUGGAACGAGAGCGUCAUCAAGCCGCUCGUCGAGGGGUCGGUACAGGUCAUGCUCGCGAGUGGGGUCAAGAGGGAGAACAUCGUGAUUGAGACGGUGCCGGGCAGCUACGAGCUUCCGAUGGCUUGUUCCAGGUUGAUCGCCGCCUCUCAAAUCCAAGCCUCUGCCACCGCCAACGACUUGAUGGGCGCCUCCUCCCUCCUCGACUCGUCCGCCCCUGCCCCCUCGUCCUCGUCCUCCGCCUCCGCCUCCUCCGGCCCCUUCUCCGCCUGCAUCGCUAUUGGCGUCCUGAUCAAAGGCUCAACGCAACACUUUGAAUACAUCUCCGACGCCGUCUCGCACGGCCUGAUGCGGAUCCAACUCGACACGGGUGUGCCGGUGAUUUACGGCGUCUUGAAUUGCAACACGGAUGAGCAGGCGUUGCAGCGUGCGGGCGUCGGGAAGGAACAGAAGGGACACAACCAUGGGGAGGACUGGGGAAAGGCCGCGGUCGAGUUGGGCGUCAAGACGGCGAGGUGGGCCAAGGGGAACAUUGGGCAGGCGCAGCAGUAG
Molecule: messenger RNA, 648 nt
Organism: Rhodotorula toruloides NP11
Lineage: Eukaryota; Fungi; Basidiomycota; Microbotryomycetes; Sporidiobolales; Sporidiobolaceae
Product: 6,7-dimethyl-8-ribityllumazine synthase, riboflavin biosynthetic process
Exons: 3
Coding region: 1-648 (215 amino acids)
Biological process (GO): riboflavin biosynthetic process
Cellular component (GO): riboflavin synthase complex; intracellular anatomical structure; mitochondrial intermembrane space
Molecular function (GO): 6,7-dimethyl-8-ribityllumazine synthase activity
Source: RefSeq, a predicted model, not a curated record